CCCGGCCCCCACGCUGCGGCUCUGCCUUUACCCUCUGGUCUCUGCCGUGGUUCCCACUUCAGCGCCUCUGCUGUUGUCUUGGCCAGGACCCUUUGGCUGACCCUGGGUCAUCAUCCCCGUGAACUGGGUAACUCACCACCCCAGAGCUUAGUGGAGUCAAACACCAAGUACAUGGGCUGCAUUGAGGUGCUCAGAUCCAUGCGUUCUCUGGACUUCAGCACUCGGACCCAGGUGACCAGGGAGGCCAUCAAUCGGCUCCACGAGGCUGUGCCAGGCGUCAGGGGCUCCUGGAAGAAGAAGGCCCCCAACAAAGCUCUGGCCUCUAUCCUGGGCAAGAGCAACUUGCGCUUCGCAGGCAUGAGCAUUUCCGUGAACAUUUCUAUCGAUGGCCUCAACCUCUUGGUGCCCGCCACGCGUCAGGUCAUCGCCAGCCACCACAUGCAGUCCAUCUCCUUCGCAUCGGGCGGUGACACGGACAUGACGGAUUACGUGGCCUACGUCGCCAAGGACCCCAUCAACCAGAGAGCCUGUCACAUCCUGGAGUGCUGCGAGGGCCUGGCGCAGAGCGUCAUCAGCACCGUGGGGCAAGCCUUCGAGUUGCGCUUCAAGCAGUAUCUGCACAGCCCCCCCAAGGCAGUCGUGCCCCCCGAAAGGCUGACCGGGCUCGAGGAGCCGGCCUGGGGGGACGAGGAGGAGGCCGAGGGGCACAACUACUACAACAGCAUUCCGGGGAAGGAGCCGCCACCCGGCGGGCUGGUGGACUCCAGGCUGGCCGUCACGCAGCCCUGCACCCUCGCAGCCCUUGGCCAGAGAGCAUCUCCCUUGCAAAGGGACACCCGCAGCCUGCAGUGGGACCAGGGCUCUUCCGGCUCAGCCCCGUCAGGGGAUGGCUACGUGCAGGCGGACGCCCGGGGGCCUCGGGAAUACGAGGAGCACCUGUACGUCAACACCCAGGGUCUGGACGCCCUGGAGCCCGAGGACCUGCUGUCCCUGCAGCCCGAGGAGAGCCCCAAGAAGGACCUGUUCGACAUGCGACCCUUUGAGGAUGCCCUGAGGCUGCACGAGUGUGAGGCGGGCAUAGCGGAAGACCAGUGGCCCAGCCCUCCCACCCGCCGGGCCCCCAUCGCCCCCACGGAAGAGCAGUUGCGGCAGGAACCCUGGUACCAUGGCCGCAUGAGCCGCCGAGCGGCUGAGAGGCUGCUGCGGGCUGAUGGGGACUUCCUGGUACGAGAUAGCGUCACCAACCCUGGCCAGUAUGUCCUCACGGGCAUGCACGCCGGACAGCCCAAGCACCUGCUGCUGGUGGACCCCGAGGGUGUGGUGCGGACGAAGGAUGUGCUGUUCGAGAGCAUCAGCCACCUCAUCGACUACCACCUGCAGAACGGGCAGCCCAUCAUGGCUGCUGAGAGCGAGCUGCAUCUGCGUGGUGUGGUUACGCGGGAGCACUGAGCCGAUGCCGGGUGAAGGUUCUCAGUGGCUCCUGCUCCCAGACACCCCCGUCGUGGCCUUAUGGGCGCUCAGCCUUCCCCUCCGGGCCUGGCUGGAACCACAGGACCGCUGCUGUCUGUCCUCCCUCCGCAGGAGCCUUGGCAGCCCUCCCCGCCUGUGCCUGCCGCCCGCACUGAGCUGGUGCUCAUACCAAAGACAGAGCCUUCCUCGCCUUCAAAGCAGACACCUGGGAGUGCAACCUUGCCUGGCCUCGCCCCACCGUCCCCAUGAUGGGCCGAGACCCCAUGUCCUCCUCCCUGGCUGGACUCGAGUUAUGGAACAGAGUGUGCCCGCCCCAGGGUGCCCACAUGGGUCCUGCGCUGGGUAGGCUCCGCUGCCUACCUGAGAAGCCAGGUGCUCACUGUCUUGUUCGGGGAGAACUAAGGUGCUUUGCGGGGGGCGGGUCUCAGGCCAGGGCACAUGCUGAUGUUACGGUGGGGGGCAGUCCCAGGGCCUCCCCCGGCUGCUCCGGGUCAGGGGACUGGACGAUUAUGAGGCCCCCUAGCUGCCCCCCAGCUGCAGACUGGACUGGACGCUGGAUCUGUUUGUAAUUAAACCUGGGUGUGACUAUGGCCUGAGCAUAGCCCCACUGCACGUGCAGGGGCCUGUGGGGUUGGGGGCUGGUGGAGGCCCCCAGGUAGAUCCAAGGAGGGGCUGGGGACUGGAGGAGAGAGCUGUGCUGAACCUGGGGGGGGCAGCCCUCCUCCCAGAAACCCCCAACUCUCUGACUCCUCUUUUAUUUCAAGAUAAAGCUCAUUUCAGUCCUGCUAAAGGUACCCCCACUUCUCCCUAAUUUAUUUCCCAAAUGCUGUGGCCUCUCUCAGAUCCCGAGUUGCUAGCAAAGCCCCUGGAUAGCUUCUCAAGGUGCCCCAACUCUAGCCGGAUGUGAUGGUGCACACCUGUCAUCCCAGCACUCAGGAGGCUGAGGCAGGAGGAUCACAAGCUUGA
Fukomys damarensis (Damara mole-rat) is the source of this 2436-nucleotide messenger RNA. RefSeq names its product SHC adaptor protein 2 (gene Shc2). Gene Ontology annotation, biological process: cell surface receptor protein tyrosine kinase signaling pathway; intracellular signal transduction. The record is from RefSeq and is a predicted model, not a curated record. Gene Ontology annotation, molecular function: receptor tyrosine kinase binding. Lineage: Eukaryota; Metazoa; Chordata; Mammalia; Rodentia; Bathyergidae. The annotation marks the transcript as partial. The transcript is spliced from 13 exons. Gene Ontology annotation, cellular component: plasma membrane.